CCAACUGUUUAGCAAGCUUUUGUUAGUAUUUCAUACAAAUUAAACGACAAACUAAAUUAUCACAAAAUUAUUUAAAAUGGUGUAUCUUCAUUUUCCAUCUAAUUUAACCGAAGAAGAAUUAAUGCUUCAGGCAAAAUAUCAGAAGUUAAAGAAAAAGAAGAAAGCUCUGCAAGCUUUGAAGGCUCCUAAACAAGAGCCAGAAAAACCUGUCUUACCGAAACGGCCUACUGAAGCAAGAGAUGCUCGAGAAAUAGCACGAAAACUUAUUAAAAGCGGAGCCAUCCAAGCUAUAAAAAGUCCACCAACACAACCACAAAAUGCUACAUUUAAACGACCAAGAGCAGGUCGGGAACGCAAACUUAGUGGUUCAACUGGAACAACAGGAGGUGUAGCUUCAUAUCAACCAUUUAGUGCAUCUCAAGAACCACCACCGCCUGAUGAGAAAGCUGCACCCAGAGUUAAAUACUUAUAUGAUUCUUUCGUAACUGCUCGGGAAAAAGAAGAAAAAGUUGCCCGCAAUCAACCGUCUGACCCAGCAACUCCAGGAAAAAGUACUUAUUUGCAAAUUUUAGGCCCUCGAAUAACUGAAGAGGUUAUAAGACGUCGCUUAGCUUCAUUUGAACCAUUUACAUAUACACAGGAACCAGAGGAAGAAAAAGUAUUUUUGUCUUUUGAUACUGUGGAAAUGGCAACUCAUGCACAAGGGGCUCUUGAUGGAUGUGAAGAAGGAUGGCGUAUAACAUUUGUAAGAAGACUUCCACAACCUGCUGGAUCUUGGACCCCAGCAUCAACUCCAAGAAAUGCUCCUCCACCAAAAGAUUCAAAGCGUGCUCUUGUGACUUAUGAUGACAUUUUUGAAUGAAGACUGAACAAAAAUUGGUGUAAACUAAAAUUAUACUGUUAAACAUUGUACCAGCUGAACAUUAU
This is a messenger RNA of Vanessa tameamea, 927 nucleotides long. RefSeq names its product negative elongation factor E (gene Nelf-E). Gene Ontology annotation, biological process: negative regulation of transcription elongation by RNA polymerase II. Gene Ontology annotation, cellular component: NELF complex. Lineage: Eukaryota; Metazoa; Arthropoda; Insecta; Lepidoptera; Nymphalidae. The record is from RefSeq and is a predicted model, not a curated record. Bases 77 to 862 code for a protein of 261 amino acids. The transcript is spliced from 5 exons.